CAUCAGCUUGACAGCUCAGUCGUGCAGUUCUUAAGAAGAGCUGUUUAACGUUUGUAUUCUGCAUGUGUAAUACAAUGAAAUCGCAUUUAUCAUUUUGUUUAUAAUAACCCUAAAGUACACGCUACGACAUGUCUUUCUUCGUUGAUUCAGUGAUUAUGUUCACUUCUCAGGUGCUGUUUUUCGGGUUUGGGUGGCUCUUUUUCAUGCGGCAGUUGUUUAAAGAUUAUGAGGUUCGACAGUAUGUUGUGCAGGUGGUGUUCUCUGUCACUUUUGCCUUUUCCUGCACUAUGUUUGAGCUCAUUAUCUUUGAGAUCAUUGGUGCAUUAAGCAGCACUUCCAGGUAUUUCCAUUGGAAGCUGAAUUUGUAUGUAAUAUUACUGGUUCUAAUAUUUGUGGUGCCUUUCUACAUUGGCUACUUUGUGGUCAGUAAUAUACGUUUGUUGCAUAGACAAAGGUUGCUUUUUUCAUGUGUGGUCUGGUUCACAUUCAUGUAUUUCUUCUGGAAACUGGGUGAUCCUUUCCCUAUACUUAAUCCAAAACAUGGCAUUCUGUCCAUAGAGCAGUUGAUCAGUCGUGUGGGGGUCAUUGGAGUCACACUCAUGGCUCUCCUGUCUGGCUUUGGUGCUGUAAACUGCCCUUAUACAUAUAUGUCCUAUUUCCUAAGAAAUGUGACAGACAGUGAUAUACUUGCCCUGGAGAGAAGGCUACUCCAAACAAUGGACAUGAUUGUCAGUAAAAAGAAGAGGAUUGCUAUGACAAGAAGGCAAAUGUACCAACGUGGAGAGGAGCAGAAUAAACAGACAGGUUUUUGGGGAAUGAUCAAGAGUGUGACCUCAUCACCAUCAGGAAGUGAGAACCUUUCUCAGAUCCAGCAGGAAGUAGAUGGUCUGGAGGAGCUCAGUAGACAGCUCUUCCUGGAGACUGUGGACCUGCAGGCCACAAAGGAACGGAUAGAAUACUCAAAAACAUUUCAAGGAAAAUACUUCAACUUUUUAGGGUACUUCUUCUCCAUCUACUGUGUGUGGAAAAUAUUCAUGGCAACUAUAAACAUUGUCUUCGACCGUGUAGGGAAGACUGACCCAGUGACGAGAGGAAUUGAGAUCACUGUCAACUAUCUCGGAAUUCAGUUUGAUGUAAAGUUCUGGUCUCAGCACAUUUCCUUUAUCCUGGUGGGAAUCAUCAUAGUCACGUCCAUACGAGGCCUCUUAAUCACACUCACUAAGUUUUUCUAUGCCAUUUCCAGCAACAAGUCCUCCAAUGUCAUUGUGCUCGUCCUGGCUCAGAUCAUGGGAAUGUAUUUUGUUUCCUCUGUGCUCCUUAUGCGGAUGAGCAUGCCUUUGGAGUACCGCACCAUAGUGACUGAGGUACUUGGAGAACUCCAGUUUAACUUCUACCAUCGCUGGUUUGAUGUGAUCUUCUUGGUCAGUGCUCUCUCCAGUAUCCUCUUCCUCUACCUGGCCCAUAAACAGGCACCUGAGAAGCACAUGACCUUGUGACCUCACAAGUGACCUCAUCGGAGAGAGAUGCCAGGAACUGAAGUGUCUCUUUCAUUUGUCUAUUCUUUUAAGAAGACUCUUAUGCCUCCACCCUGCAAAGAGUAUCAUUGGCUUUAUAUUUCCUGAAUCAGGAGGGGCCUAGACACUGUGUUAAUUUGAGUUUUGGUUCAAAGGCGGUGAUGCUGAGUUUCCGUGUUGUUUGGUUAAUGGAGGGGACUACAUGGUAUAGAAUGUUGGUGUAAUUUUUCUCUAAGUGUCUUUUUUUUUUUAAUGGAAUGAAUCAGCAUGAAUCUUAAACCAGGCUGUGCUAAUAUCUGUAAUAUCCAUACAUUGGUGUCUGAUAUAAACAUUAUUAUCAGUGUUAACUUUGAGUACAAACAGCUCGAAUCUACUGUACCUUUACCAUGAAAGGAGAAUAAACUAAUCCUAAUGUUAUCCUACUAUGAAAUCUCAGACAGAUACACAUGUUUUUACUUUUAGAAAAAAUGUUAGUCUGACCUUUUGGACUCUUGUUUUUCUCUCCAGCCUGUUAAACUUUACCAUCAUUCCAUGUAUUGCCAAUUUCUGAUUUGAAAUAAUUGUAACGAUUCACAUAUUGAGUGUAUUGAUUCACACUGUAUUGAGCGAGUGAGAGCCAUAAAAUUGUCUACUGAAAUCAUGUCACAGCAACAAUAAAAAAACCAAAGUGCAAGGUUAUUGCUAAAGGCUAUUUAAUAUAUUUUUGGGCUAUUGCAGAAAAUGCAAUAAAAUGUUUUCCAUG
Messenger RNA from Xyrauchen texanus (razorback sucker), 2256 nucleotides. Its product is annotated as Golgi pH regulator. The coding region runs from base 129 to 1496 and encodes 455 amino acids. The record is from RefSeq and is a predicted model, not a curated record. Lineage: Eukaryota; Metazoa; Chordata; Actinopteri; Cypriniformes; Catostomidae. Gene Ontology annotation, biological process: intracellular pH reduction. Gene Ontology annotation, cellular component: Golgi cisterna membrane. Gene Ontology annotation, molecular function: voltage-gated monoatomic anion channel activity. The transcript has 14 exons.